AUGAGUGAGAGCUUUGCCCCGUAUUCAAAAUAUCCGAACCCGGAAAACGAAUUCAAUUAUGACUGGGCCGUGCCUGAAUACCCGCAACCUUCCCCAUUCGAGUUCAAUACCGAAACCCCUGCUCGUGCUAUCCGUGAUAUUCGUGAUUAUCCUUCAUUCAACACAAGCGACCGCGUGAAUGCUAAGGUGGCUAUCCCCCGGAACGCACAACCCAGUAGUUUGGCUAGCAGUGGUCGAGUCAGUCGAGCCUGUGAAAAUUGCCGUGAACAAAAGGCCAAAUGUAGUGGCCAUCGCCCAGCCUGUCAUCGGUGCCUGGAUGCCAGUGUCCCGUGUUUAUAUGGCGACCGGAAAAGAGAGAAGAUGGUGAAGCAGCUGAAUGAUCUAACUACACGCGUUGAAACCUUCGAUGCUUUGAUCCGCGAUCUUUAUCCCAAGCUCGAUGCCUCUUCGGCCCAACGGGUCGAUCAAACACUGAGGGAGCUAAACGCACGCACUCCACUCAGCCAAGUGAUUUCCCGUACCCCUGUUUCUGCCUUAUUCACCAACCCAUCAGGCCAUAUCAAUCAAUCAGUGAUUUCUUCCCGUGCAGAUGCUAGUCCUAUAUCUAUUCCCUCCGGGGUUGUAGACUAUACCGAAGAGGAUUUCAACCGUGAUGAGAAAGUACAGGCGACGGGAUUUGUGGGCGAACAUUCGGAGAUGGCAUGGUUGUACAGACUCAAACGCGAUCUUGAUCACAAUUCGAAACAAAUCAAAGAGACACCCGGACGCCCUUCGAUCUCUUCCGUGAACUACUUCCAAGAUGACUCGGAAAUUUUGGUUCUCGACGAUAUCGACCUCGCAUGCCGGCCUCCACAACAAAUCGCUAACAGGCUCGUUGACACCUACUUUCACGUCGUUCAUCCUACUUUCCCGAUUAUUGGAAAGGCAAUCUUUCUGAAUCAGUAUCGAUCCUUCUAUGCGAAUCCGGACGUGCGACCUGGAAAACGAUGGAUUAUAGUGCUAAACCUGGUGUUUUCCAUUGCGGCCAGACACUCCUUCCUUGUCGAUCAGCCUCAACCCAACUGCGACGACCAUCAGACUUAUUUUGCACGGGCGUGGAGGCUGAAUGGAGGUAGCUUGUUGCGAGAUCAUCCCGACUUGCAACAGGCACAGGUGGAGGGUUUGGCUGCCUUUUACCUCCUAUCGGUUGGGCAAGUUAACAGGUCAUGGAGACUCAUUGGAAUUGCAAUUCGAUCGGCCGUGGCCAUGGGUCUCAACAUUCGAAGCGAGAGCGAGAGUAUGACACCCUUUUCAAAAGAACUUCGAUAUCGGGUUUGGUGGGCACUGUUUAUGUUGGAUAUUACGCUAUGCAAGAUGACAGGCCGUCCACCUGGCACGGGGGACACAUUUUGCUCCACGCCCCUCCCUCUCCCCUUUGCAGAGGAAGAAUUUUGGGAUAGGCGUGUUAUGCAACUUAUUACCGACCAAAGGACUCGAAGGGCGUUUUUGACCUCUUUAAUUUUCGAUACCAUGGCUGCUUCACCAAAAGAGAGUAUGGCUCCAAGGCCCCCGGAACAACAAGAGCCUGGCAAGGGGAAACAAGAAGAAAGGCCCAGUCAAACGGGGGCAGAGAAUCUGACACCCAACUCCUCUCUGUACUUUCUGUACGCAGUGGACCUAGCCCAUCUCUUACGGGAGGCUAUUAAUAUCCUCUAUGCUCCUAGAGAAAUGCGACAGUCAUGGCAUGAGAUCGAAGCCGCCGUAUCCACACUAAACAACCAUGCUGACAACUGGUUGUCUCGUCUCCCGGCGGAGUUUGAUUUCACAACGCUAGACACAACUCAUCAAUUCCUACAGCACCGUGCUAGUCUUGCUUUCCAAUUCUACGCCACCAAGCUGAUAAUCUUGCAGCCCUGUAUCCGCCGUCCGUCUCAACAGUCAUCUGAAGCAAGCUCCCCGGGAACGGUGUGUGAUCAGAUGGCAGCCUUGUGCGUUUAUACGGCAGGUCAAAUGCUCGAACUGUUGCCCGAGGAGCCAGACUCGACCUGGCUAUAUGGCGUCGCUCCAUGGUGGUGCAUCCUGCACAACAUCAUGCAGUCGACUACCAUCCUCCUCACCGAGCUGUUCACUCACACUCAUAUAGGCUCCACCAAGGCUGUUGAUAUUACCAAGAAGAUCAACAAAGCGACUCGCUGGUUGAAAGAGAUGUCGGCCAAAGACCUUUCUGCCCAGCGAGCCUGGCUUGUCUGCAUCGACCUUCUUUCACAACAUGGCUCGAGGUUUGGGUUUGGUGUUGACACCGAAUUCUAG
Penicillium samsonianum is the source of this 2289-nucleotide messenger RNA. RefSeq names its product putative C6 transcription factor. NCBI's taxonomy places the organism in Eukaryota, Fungi, Ascomycota, Eurotiomycetes, Eurotiales, Aspergillaceae. Gene Ontology annotation, biological process: regulation of DNA-templated transcription; DNA-templated transcription. The record is from RefSeq and is a predicted model, not a curated record. Bases 1 to 2289 code for a protein of 762 amino acids. The transcript is spliced from 3 exons. Gene Ontology annotation, molecular function: DNA binding; zinc ion binding; DNA-binding transcription factor activity, RNA polymerase II-specific.